Molecule: messenger RNA, 922 nt
Organism: Falco peregrinus (peregrine falcon)
Lineage: Eukaryota; Metazoa; Chordata; Aves; Falconiformes; Falconidae
Product: ubiquinol-cytochrome-c reductase complex assembly factor 4
Exons: 2
Coding region: 118-489 (123 amino acids)
Source: RefSeq, a predicted model, not a curated record
ACCACCCCCGCCGGCCCAGGCAGGCCUCCCCGCGCCGGUCCAGGCAGGCCGCCCGCCGUGUGACCCCGCUGCUGCCGUCACCUCCGGUUCCGGCUGCGGUGGCGGCCGGCGGCCGCCAUGAGCUGGGCGCUUGGCCGCUGGCGGGUGCGGCGGCCCCUGCGCCUGCCGGACCCCCGGCGGUGGCUGGCGCGGCGGCGGGACCCGGAGGGCGCGGAGGCGGAGGGCGGGGGGGCCAUCCCCUUCUCUGCCAGCAAGGCCAGCCCGCGGGUGUGGAGCGUCAGCCGGUCCAUGGGGAGCGACCACGAGCGGCCGUGGGUGAAGGUGCUGCCGCUCAGCCUGCUGGGCUCCGCGCUGCUGCUCUGGUGCGCGCUCAGGGAGGAAACCGAGAUCGACCAGCGGCUGGAAGCGAUUUUCUCCGGUCAGAGCGCGGAGCCGCUGGACGUGGCCCGAGAGAGCGACGCAGCCCCGCAGCCGCGGGGGGGGCAGUGAGGGCGGGAGCGCGGCCGCGGUGCCGGUGCUGCCGGGCGGUGGCUGCCGUUGCCCUCCGCGCUGCCAGCCCGCCCGCCGCCUUGGCUCGCAGGCGCCAGCCCUGCCGGUACGGCGUUCGGUGCUGGCCCUAACGCAGCGAUUCACACUGGCAGCGCCAGGAGUAGCUUCCUCGUGCGUUGCACGGUGGGGAUGAGCGGGAUGUACUGCUGCACAUCAACGUGCCUUUGAAGAUACGUUUCAUACAACCCAUCUCUUUUCCAUGGAUCGUGUCUCUUAGAUGCACGGUGUAUUAAACUAUGAAAGCUGUAAGCCUGUAAAAUUGCCACUGAGGGUGACCUUCAUUUGACAUGUUGCAAGGCACAGAGUCUGUUCAGCUUAUAUUGAAGACAACUGUAAAUGUAUGAUUCAUUAAUACAGGAUUCUUUUGUGUCCU